Messenger RNA from Misgurnus anguillicaudatus (oriental weatherfish), 1410 nucleotides. Lineage: Eukaryota; Metazoa; Chordata; Actinopteri; Cypriniformes; Cobitidae. The record is from RefSeq and is a predicted model, not a curated record.
UCAUGAGGAUGAGGUUUAACACAGUUCUGUGUGUUGCUGGCAUUGUACUUCUCAAUCUAGCAGGCUCUUUUUGUCAGCUAGAUGUGUGUGGUCGAGCCCCCUUUAACACAAAGAUUAUUGGAGGGAGCGAUGCAACAGCAGGGUCUUGGCCCUGGCACGUGGGCAUUACCUUACCUGGAUUAUCAGCUUCUCUGUGUGGUGGGAGUCUCAUUAAUAAAGACUGGGUUUUGUCUUCAGCUACCUGCAUCAAUUUAUUUCUAGAUCAGAUUGUGAUCUACUUGGGACGUCGGAGCCAGUUCGACCCAGACCCACAUCAGAUAACCAGAACAGUACUUAAUGUCAUCAAUCAUCCUGACUAUAACCCAAGCACUAGAGACAAUGACAUAGCGCUGGUUCAGCUCUCAUCUUCUGUGAAUUUCACCGAUUAUAUUCGACCGGUCUGUCUGGCUGCUGCUGGUAGUGUAUUUGAUGAAGGACUUUCAAGUUGGGCCACAGGAUGGGGGUUCACAAGAUGGAGGGUCACAACAUGGGGCGGUAUUGAAAUCAAAGACAGCGAUCUUCCUAACAUAUUGCAGGAGGUGGAGAUUCCAAUUGUGAGCAACCAGAACUGCAGUAUUGCCUAUAAUGGAAGUGGUGUCACUAUCACAGACAACAUGCUGUGUGCUGGACAGUUAAAUGAUGUUUUUAAAAGUCCAUGUCUGGUAAGUCCCUUGAGGUAACCUGUAGUUUACAAUAUUCCUCUCAACCAGAAGAUCUCUAGCCUGGUUAGACAGACCUACAUCAAGAUGUAAGGUCUGGCAACUCUUCACACAAACGGCUCAAUGCAAGGGGCGGGAUAUAAGGUUGUCCCUCAAAAUGCCUCUGCACGCAAUAGGAUAGCGCUAUGACCAAUCAGAGCAACGAAGAAGGUGACGUAUGAGUCCCCUGCGUUUCCCCACCAGUGGAGCUAAUUGGUAUAUUAAACUUUUACCGUAACCAGUCGGCAAAACUCCAAACAAAUCUUUCUUGCUUAAAAAUGACUUCAGUAGGGUUAUUUGCUCUUAUCUCAAAGAAAAACAUAAGUCUAAGUCCUCCAGAGUUGCGGCCAAAGCCGCUUCAAAAGAAAGCUGUUCGCCAGCAGCAGCAGCCAUUCUUUGUUUUCAAGUAGGAACCGUCGCAGGCAGCUCUGUCGUCAUCAUGUUAAGCCCGCCCCACAGACGCUACACACGAUGUGAUUGGCCUGACCAAAUUUUGGUUUUUGGAGCUGUUAAGUGUAUUGUGAGUGCCUAGACUAAACCCUGGCAGCAAAUAUAUUUUGCGGCCGCUAGGGUGCGUCUAGAUUUCUAGGCUAGAAGAUCUCAGUCUUAAUCUUGAAACUGAAUUGGGAUUAAAUUACAAACACACUGCAUCAAGCACUCAUAAAAGAUUUGA